UGCACAUUUUCUGUAUGAAACCAUCUCUAACUACAGAUACCAGCAUCAUCUCUCACUUGCUGCAAUGGAAAUGCCUUCACUCCUCUUUCUGUGCCUUGUGGCAGCAUUUUCUGUCCGUGCUGUCCAUGGACGAACCUUAGAGCUCAGCAUGGACGAUGAGGAUGCAGAUGACGUGGACAUGGAAUUCUCGAUGGAGGAAAGUGGGUUUCCGGGAAAGUGUUGGGCUUGUGAGUGGAUUGUUAAGAAGAUGAAGAAAUUUGCAGGACCAAACGCCACUGUAGAGAGCCUGACGGCAAAGUUUCAUGCUAUCUGCGAUGAAAUUGGACUCUUAAAAUCACUGUGCCGCAAAUUUGUGAAGGUCCACCUUGGAGUCUUAAUUGAGGAAGUCACAACUACUGAUGAUGUGUGGACCAUUUGUGUCAACACGGGAGCAUGCAAGGCAGAGGAAGUGGACCUGUUCUUUUAUCCAAAGGAGGGAGGUCCAGACACUGAAAUUAAGGAGUUUCAAUGACCUCACAUGCAUGAAAAAAAAAUCAUCAAACUUUAUUCCAAAAAUAAUUGACAAGAGCUAGCUCCCACACUUUAAAGUAUCAUCACUUUUCUCCUUCAAAACAGCUUACCUUUAUUUCUUUUACAAUGCCUGCAAUUGUACUUUCCAUUCUUCUAUCUCUGCAGAGCUUACAAAAUAAACAGAUUAAAUCAUUA
Molecule: messenger RNA, 705 nt
Organism: Oreochromis niloticus (Nile tilapia)
Lineage: Eukaryota; Metazoa; Chordata; Actinopteri; Cichliformes; Cichlidae
Exons: 5
Coding region: 65-511 (148 amino acids)
Biological process (GO): defense response to bacterium
Source: RefSeq, a predicted model, not a curated record